GGUGCUGGUCAAGACAAACUUGGAAUAUAUGUCAAGUCUGUUGUGAAGGGAGGUGCUGCGGAUGUGGAUGGUCGUCUGGCUGCAGGGGACCAGUUGCUCAGCGUGGAUGGGCGAAGUUUGGUCGGCCUGUCCCAGGAAAGGGCAGCAGAACUUAUGACUAGGACAGGUUCUGUAGUAACACUAGAAGUAGCAAAACAAGGAGCAAUUUACCAUGGUCUGGCAACCCUGCUUAACCAGCCAUCCCCAAUGAUGCAAAGAGUUUCUGACCGCCGUGGCUCAGGUAAACCCCGACCAAAGAGUGAAGGUUUUGAGCUGUACAAUAACUCCACUCAAAAUGGGUCACCCGAGAGCCCUCAGCUGCCGUGGACGGAGUACAGUGAACAAAAGAAACUGCCAGGGGAUGACAGGUUAAUGAAGAACAGAGCUGAUCAUCGCUCCAGUCCCAAUGUAGCAAAUCAGCCUCCAAGCCCCGGGGGAAAGAAUGCUUAUGCAUCUGGAACUACCACCAAAAUAACCUCCGUCUCUACUGGAAAUCUUUGUACAGAGGAACAGACUCAGCCCCCACGACCUGAAGCUUAUCCCAUCCCAACACAGACCUAUACUAGAGAAUAUUUCACAUUCCCAGCUUCAAAGUCCCAGGAUCGGAUGGGUCCAGCUCAGAGUCAGUGGCCAAAUUAUGAAGAAAAACCACAGGUCCAGGCAGAAAGUAAUCAUUCAAUCAAUUCUACAAUGCAGCGUGUGGCUCGUUCCCAGGAAGAACUGCGAGAUAAAGCGUUCCAGCCAGAGAGGAAUCGUUUGGAAGUUGUUAUACGGAAGGAUGUGGAGUACAUUGAUCGGAAGUCAGACGGUGAUCAGUGGAUGAAUUCAUCUGUGGAUUCCAGCACGUCUAGCCAAGAACACCUGAACCAUACAUCCAAACCGGUCUCGCCUGGUUCUUGUUUAACUAAAAGUGGACCUGGCCGUUGGAAAACUCCAGCUACUACCCAGCCGACUCCAGUGGCCAUUUCCCAGCCCAUCAGAACAGAUCUUCCCCCUCCACCCCCGCCUCCUCCGGUGCAUUAUGCAGCUGAAUUUGAUGAACUACAAAUGGAUUUGCCUCUGCCUCCCCCUCCUCCUCCAAAUCAGGUAGGAGCACAAGCAUCUUCCCAGGUAGCUGCUGCUGAGCGUAAAAAACGAGAAGAGCAUCAGAGGUGGUAUGAAAAGGAAAAGGCACGUUUGGAAGAAGAACGAGAAAGGAAACGUCGUGAGCAGGAGAGAAAACUGGGCCAAAUGCGUUCUCAGCCGCUAAUUCCUGCUCAGCCUGUGGUUCCCCCUGUUUCCCUUCAACAAGUGAAAUCAGAAAAACCUUCAACUUUGCAGAGGUCUCAAGAAACAGUCAUUCGAGAGUUGCAGCCCCAGCAGCAGCCUCGGACUAUUGAGCGGAGAGAUCUGCAGUAUAUUACUAUCAGCAAGGAAGAACUGUCCUCUAGUGACAGCCUCUCUCCAGAUCCCUGGAAACGGGAUGCUAAGGAGAAACUGGAAAAGCAGCAACAGAUGCACAUUGUGGACAUGUUGAGUAAAGAGAUUCAGGAACUUCAGAACAAACCGGAUCGUACAGCGGAAGAAAAUGACCGCCUCCGCAAACUCAUGCUUGAGUGGCAGUUCCAAAAGCGACUUCAGGAAUCGAAGCAAAAGGAUGAAGAUGAUGAUGAAGAGGAGGAUGAUGAUGUGGAUACUAUGCUCAUCAUGCAGCGACUGGAGGCAGAAAGAAGAGCAAGGCAGACUGCUGUGCCAGCAAUCUCUGUUCUAGAUUUGUUACAGGAUGAAGAACGCAGACGGCAGCAACAGUUGGAAGAAAUGCGCAAACGAGAAGCAGAAGACAGGGCCAGGCAGGAAGAAGAGCGCCGACAGCAAGAGGAGGAGCGGACCAGAAGAGAGGCUGAAGAAAAGAGGCGACAGGAAGAGGAAUAUUACAGUCGCUUAGAGGCUGAAAGGCGCAGGCAGCACGAUGAAGCAGAACGGAGAUUACUGGAACCUGACGAGCCUGGUCUGUACAGACCUCCGCUUCCACGGGAAUAUGAACUCCCAUCCCCAACCCCUUCAUCUAACGCUCCUCCUCCCCCACCUCAGCGAAACACCUCUUACCUCAAAACACAGGUCCUCUCCCCUGACACGAUUUAUACUGCCAAGUUUGUUGCAUACAAUGAUGAUGAUGAUGAUGAGGAGGAGGAUUCCAAUCUAGCAGGAAUAAAUUCAUACACUGGAUCUACAGGAGCAGCUGUUGGGGCCCAUGAAGUUUACCGGGAUCCAAGAGAUAAAAGAUCUAAAAGUCAAGAUACAGAUUUACCUGGAGCACCAGAAAACUUGACGUUCAGGGAACGCCAGCGACUUUUUUCACAGGGUCAGGAUGUAUCCAAUAAAGUCAAAGCUUCCAGGAAAUUAAUGGAACUGGAAAAUGAGUUGAACACAAAAUAAGAUGAAAGCACCUUAUCAGAUGUAACUGAAGAUCUCAAAAUUGAGGGAUUGAGAUGAGGGGCACACUACUAAUGAACAGAAAAUGAAUGUGUUCUGAAAGGAGUGACUUUGAUUCCUCUAUAUCUAAGACUGUUAAUUAAGAUUUAGAGAUGUUGCAAUAGCAAGAAAACUGAUUACUUUGCCAGGAGCUUGUGGUUUAUACAAUGAAAGCACUGUAAAAUUUUAAAGAUAUGAAUCACGUGAAGGUAACUUUUGUUUUUUUCCUUUCUGUUUUGGGGGUUAAGUUCUUGUGCACCAGACCAAGUAGCACUUGUCAAAGAUAAGUUCUGUUUCCUGGUGUUUUACAGAUGUACUUUGUUUUAGCUGCUGAGCAGAGAGAGUGAGAAUAGCUUGAACUGCCUAAACUAAACUGUGCACUAGAAAUUAGUAUUUUAGGUUGUUUGAUAAGAAGCCAAUAUCUGGGCCACCUUAAGACUUUAUAUGCAAGUCUGACUGUAUGGUGUUCACAGAAUGAUCAGCAUAUCGAUACAGAUCUUUGUACUGGAAUAACACACGUUCUGUAUGUAGAACCUUGGAAUAAAAACAUUUCUAGUCCUACAUAUUUAUUGGGUCUAAGAAUUUAUCUGUAGUUAUGGAAAAGGCUGUAUGUUGAUGCACCCCCACUAUAUUUGCUUCAGACUUUCCAAAA
Molecule: messenger RNA, 3142 nt
Organism: Pterocles gutturalis (yellow-throated sandgrouse)
Lineage: Eukaryota; Metazoa; Chordata; Aves; Pterocliformes; Pteroclidae
Product: afadin-like
Exons: 12
Biological process (GO): regulation of protein localization
Cellular component (GO): adherens junction
Molecular function (GO): cell adhesion molecule binding
Source: RefSeq, a predicted model, not a curated record